AGUACUUUUGGUGAUCAUAUUUAGAUAUCGUGAAAGUUUGGUUGAAAUGGUUGUUUAAAUUAAGAAACGGACCUGGAUUUAAAAUAGAAUAAGUAGAAUUUUAAUAGGUAUAAUUUUCAUUUGGAAUAGUGAAUUUUUGUGAAAAAUUCUAGUUUUGAGUUGGAAGACAAUUUUUUCGUAAAAUAAUAUACAAAAACCUGACAAAUUAUAAAUUCAAAGUUUAAUUACUAUUUUUUAAGCUGAAGGAGAAUGAGAAUAUAUUUGUAAAAAGACAGAGAAAACAGAUGUAUUAUUAGAGUAUAAUUCGGUUCUAAUAUUCAUUAUUUCAUGAAAAACUUAUUAAAUGUUGGAAUUGUGAUUGGGUGGUCCACGAAACGGACGCACAGCUUAUGUUUGCUCAUUCCUGUUUUAAGGAAUACAAUGAGAAGGAACAUGUUAUCGUCUUCGACGACGACGGAGUGAUCAGCAUAAGUCAACUUUCAGUUAAGAAAAAGAGAUUUCUUGACAACCUCAAACUUAUAAAUGCUGUCCAAAGAAGGCCUGCUCUUUACAAAAAAGAUUUAAAGCAGUCUGUUUCGGUCGUUGAGAAACUGAAAAUGUGGGACGUAGUUGGUAGCGAAUUAUCACCAGAAUACGCAGGAGAAACAGCAAAAAGCAGAUGGAAGAGUCUGCGUGACCAAUACACACGUGCUAAGGCGAGUGACAAGCCGACCAGCUUCAGUUAUUACCGACACAUUUAAUUUUUAGAUGAAUCCUAGUGAAAAUGAAAGACUUCCGCUACAGGAAAUUAUUAACAAUAUUACAUCGAAGUCAUCAAGAAGCAACGAGUUUAUUAAGAAGCGACCUGCUACAAUAGAAAUUACCGAGGGGGCAGCGAAAAGAAACUGUCCAUCUCAACACCCCUUAAGGGAUACUUCUCCUUCUGAAGACGUUCGAGAAGCUUGUUCGCAAUUUUCCAAGUAGGUUGGGAUUUAAUUUUUUUGAGCCCAACGUAGAGGAAGUCAGGGAAUUUCGAUUAAGAUCAGGAAAAUUUUUUAAGCUGGUAUGGCUAGCUAUAGUUAAAAAGUGAACAAAAUGGUAAUUAAGGACUGACAUAGAAUGUAUCUUUGGAAAACUCAGAAAUAUAUUUCUGCCCCAAAUAUUUACAUAAGCAACUCUCAAAACUCACCCCUUUCACCUCUAAUGGAAACUGGUAUGGCUCGCUAUAGUUAAAAAGAUGUAAAAAA
Messenger RNA from Belonocnema kinseyi, 1226 nucleotides. RefSeq lists its product as uncharacterized. The record is from RefSeq and is a predicted model, not a curated record. Bases 390 to 740 code for a protein of 116 amino acids. The transcript is spliced from 5 exons. Lineage: Eukaryota; Metazoa; Arthropoda; Insecta; Hymenoptera; Cynipidae.